CGAUAUUUCAUCAUUCAAAAACUUGUGAUUGUAUUCUUCUGAUAGAUACUGAGAUACACUACUAUAACUCAGAUACUGAGAGAAUCACUGUACUGCUACUGCAUUAGAGAUGAGUUCACCUAAGAGAGCUUGGACUGUGGUUGUAGGUGUUGGAGUUGUGGAGGCUUUGAAGGAUCAGGGUCUCUGCAGAUGGAAUUCAGGAUUCAAGUCAGCUCAGCAAAGUGUGAAAAACCAUGUUGGAUCGUUUUCACAGGCAAAGAAGCUUUCUUCUUCCUCUUCUGCUGUGGUUUCUAGCAAAAUGCAUGAAGAGAAUGCCACACUGUCAGAAGAAUCCUUGAGGAAAGUCAUGUACUUGAGUUGCUGGGGUCCCAGCUGAAGGAAAGAGAAAGACAACAUGGAUAAAACUUUUCUGUUCUUUGAAUGUGGACCAUGAAGAAAUUGUGCCGCAUCGAGAAGGAGAUUUCUCUUGCCAUUUUUGGUCUGCAUUCAUUUAUAUUAUUAUUACUGCUAUCUGUUCAUUGUAUAGAAUCAUGAAGAAUAUCAAUUCAGUGAAAUUUCUUCAAUCUUCGUAGUUUCCCUUCUACUAAUAUUGCUUAUUUACAUAGCAUUGUUUAGAAAGAGAAACAACCCAAUUAAUAUUUUGAAACUCUUUUAAUUGAAGAGAAUUCAAAAACUCAAUUAGUAGAUAUACUUGUAUUGUAACCCUUCCAAUAAAAUAUCGAUCUAUGUUAUGUUCAUGCACAA
Molecule: messenger RNA, 744 nt
Organism: Vigna umbellata (rice bean)
Lineage: Eukaryota; Viridiplantae; Streptophyta; Magnoliopsida; Fabales; Fabaceae
Source: RefSeq, a predicted model, not a curated record